Molecule: messenger RNA, 1851 nt
Organism: Amorphotheca resinae ATCC 22711
Lineage: Eukaryota; Fungi; Ascomycota; Leotiomycetes; Helotiales; Amorphothecaceae
Exons: 2
Source: RefSeq, a predicted model, not a curated record
AUGGCGCCUAAUUUUCAUGAAUGUGGAAUCAUAUUUCAAAACAAUCUAUCCCUCUACGCAAAUUAUGUCUACACUGGGCCUGUUCAAAGGACGUGGAACGAUGCCGGCGGGGCCCCUGCUUUGAUAACUUUGGAUGGCUGUGACCACCUUUGCGGGACAGGGCCCGAGUACUACUCCUGGGCUGACUCCUCAUCCACGAUCCUUACUUGGGUUUUGCCCGUUAUCGGCCUGUUGGUUAUGGCCCCUUAUGAGAGCAACGCGAAGAAGAAGACGCUAUUCCUCAUGUGCAGAUACGCUGGAUCACCUCUUGCGACCCUAUCUUAUAUCCUUUGGAAUAUCAAGGUCACUGGGAAAUGUGCUUUGAUGGUUGACAUGGCUUCGGUCUAUAAGGAUGUACCUGGUCCAGAUUCUGCAUUUGGAAAUAUGCGAGAUUCUCUAUAUUUACUAGGAGUAAUGAAUCAAUACAGUCUGCGUCCUGGUAUACCACAAGUCGAAGCAGAGAAACUUCUGAGAAUUACACUGUUUAGCGAUACUUUGAAACUAGCUGCCGAUGAGAAGCCUACCAAGACGCUGCCCAUGAGGAGACGAAAGCUUGCACGUUCGCUUCGUCAGGGGCGCAAGCAAGGGGCAGUGCCAGUCUUUCUCUCGUCGAUGUGGUUCAUGUUUGCGAUGGCAAUCUCGAUCGAGAUGGCUUUCGGAGAGAUUGGAAACAACGCUACGGCACAUAAUCUGGCAAUGGGACUAAUGCUGGCUUGGUUCCCCGCCAUGAUUCUCUGCGGUAUGGUGGAUCUCAGUCCAGGCGCGAGCGACGAGGUCCGUUUGAGGCUUAACCACCUCCUAGAUACUGUUCGCACUGCUCUUCUGGAUGAAAAUCUUUCUAAAACUUAUAUAAGACAUCCCCCUCAGACAGCGGAAGACCUCCAAUGGACUGACGUCCUCCGCGAACACAGAUUUCUCGGGAAGUCUGGAUUCUUCACUGGUUUUGCCGGCCAAGGUAGGGUGCGAUGGCAUCGUGGUGUUGCUCAUCCUGUCCUAACAGGCAUCGAAGAUGCCUAUGUUGCGCAUAAAGGACGUGGAUGGCUCGGAAGCAACCCCGAAGAAACAUGGGAAGCGUUGAAUGCGGUCGUCCUUGGACCAAACCAUGGAGAUAACCUACAAGGUCUGAAGUAUUUUGAUCCACGAGAGCUAUUAGCGGUAUGCUGUUCCCUGUCCAUUGUCACCGGCUCCAUCAUUGGGGCCUUCAUCAUAUCAUAUUUUACUCCGACCGUUGGACUUGGUUGCCGCUCCGGGGGAUACAUGAUCUUCGCCAUUAUUGAUUUUGCCAUUGCGCUGUUUGAAGGUCUCGCCUGGUAUUACCUACGAGAAGCGCUACCAGAGUCUCGCCGCCGGUCAUAUUGCACUGAAUCUAGCUUGCCUUUCUCCAUCGAGACAAGGCCUUUAAUUUCGAGGGCAUUGAGCAAGCCCCGACAACUGUGGAAUAGAAUCCGGGAGAUUAUCUAUAACAAUCCCCGCCGGGUUGUCGAGGUCUGCAUACUCAUUCCGAUGGAGUUUGUCAACACAGGCUGGCUUUUCUACAUCGUGAUCGCUCAAACCUUUGGUAUUUACAACACCUGUUAUUGCCAAGCCUCAACCUGGGCAGGUACUGGUGGAUACGUCAACUUUGAAGAUGCGGCAUAUUACAAAGCUCACGGAGUUACGAUGUAUUGGGUAGUUGGCACGGUAAUCUCAUGUGCUGUCAUGUGCGUCACCAUUGCCUACGUCUUGAAAGAGUGGUGCGUGCAGAGCCACUUAAACACCAGUGACUACGAGGCAGCAGCAAGAGGUCUCAAGACAACAAGAGCCUUCAGGAAG